Molecule: messenger RNA, 9325 nt
Organism: Scylla paramamosain (green mud crab)
Lineage: Eukaryota; Metazoa; Arthropoda; Malacostraca; Decapoda; Portunidae
Gene: Patronin
Product: patronin-like
Biological process (GO): cytoplasmic microtubule organization; negative regulation of microtubule depolymerization; neuron projection development
Cellular component (GO): microtubule minus-end
Molecular function (GO): microtubule minus-end binding; spectrin binding; calmodulin binding
Source: RefSeq, a predicted model, not a curated record
CUGCCUCACCACGCAGAUGCCCCUUCUGGGCACGAGGACGUCCUUGACUUCGACGUGAGACGCAAACUGGCGGACCUGAACGCCACGUGGUCUGACCUGGAGAGCCUCAUCUUUGCUGACGAAGUGAAGAGAAACGAGAUGGAGGCAGCCACGGAGAGCGUGCUGCCCAUGAGCCGUAUGGAAGGCUACCGGGGCGGCGAGGACCUGCUGUGGGAGCAGCUGGCCAAGAUGAGGCGCAGUACAGCCCCCGAGGACCAGGAGCGCUGGCAGCUGGAGAAGACCAAGAGGAUGCUGUUGUGGAUCCACCUGAGCGGCGACAACACCUACGCCAGGUGGUGCCACGGCAGCCGCUGGUGGAAGGCCAAACAACGAGCCUCAGUGGCCUGGAUUGUGCAGAAAGCCCACAAGAACAAGGUGCCGACAGACCUCCAGGACCCGUACUACCGCGACUAUGAGGGAGUGGAGCACCUCAAGCCGGGCAUUGUGCACACGCUGGCCAAUGCAGACCUGUACUGCUCAGCGCUGGCCAACAUCUAUGGUGACCCCAACUUCCACAACCUUAGCCACUGGAACAUCAUCCAGGCACUGGCCCGGAAAGGGGUGUACGUGGCGGAGCCCACCGACGUGGCGCUCACCGAGACCGUCCUCAUUCAGGUCUCCCCCAUCAAAAUGUCUGCUCAUUUGGCUGUGAUAGAGGCCAUGAUGGCACUGUACAUCCGGGAGGUGGUGGUGGCAGAGCGGGUGGUGUCGGUGCUGCAGCGGGUGGGGGGUGGGGCAGUGCCGGAGCGGACGCCCCAGGAUCAGGAGGAGGCGUUGGUGCUGUGGGUGAGCUGCAUCACCCAGGCACUGCAGGACCGCAUCCACCACCACGCACAAGCACAGGAGCAGGAGUUGCCAGUGUUUCCUCGCAUCCAGGACCUGAGUGAUCUAAGUGACGGCAUAGGCCUGGCAGCACUGGUGGCCUUCUACUGCCCUCAGGAGCUCUCAUGGCAGGACAUUGCCGUGGCCGAUCCUCCCUCCAUUGCUGACUCCCUCUAUAAUGUUGGCCUAGUGAUCAGGUUCUGUCAAGAGAGUCUCCCCUACAACCCUUGUCUCCUAACCAAAGAAGAUGUUGUAUAUAUGCACAGUUCAGUGAAACAGAAUGUGUUGGCAUUUGCUGCUGAGCUGUUUUUCCUUUUGGAGCUUGAGCCAGUGUCCUGUGUGUCUCUGCCUGGCAGCAGAAAGAUGUCUGCCAAAUAUAUCCAGCUGUCUUCACCAGGUGGUGGUGGUGGGUGUAGCGGCUGGAGUGGGUACCACAGAAGCAUGAAGGUUAUUCCAGACCUCCGGGCGAGUCUCUCGCCUUCUUCUGCCCACUCCACUGCUUCCUCCUCCUACUCUUCUGCCCGGUCCUCUACCCACUCCCAGCAGAGGUCUCCCUAUUCCACGCUGAGAGGUCGGGGUGGAGGCAAAUCACCAUCCUCGGGGGAAAGCGGAUCAGGCUCAGGGACAGGGACAGGGUUAAGGCGGCAGCAGUCCCUGACGGAGCGGGAGCGGCCACGCAGGGACAGAGCCUCCGUUCAUGAGGGUGACGAGGAGGGAGCAUGUGGGGGUUUCAACUGGGUGUCUAUAUACCCACAAUGGUGGUGGUCAUGCAAUCACAAAGUGACAGACCGAGAGUGUAUUUACUGCUGGCGGCAGUACCAGUCGCAGCCAUUUGGCGACCAGUACUCUUACUACCUGGCCUCGGCCCAAACCUGCCAGCCCUCAGGGCACAUCCCGGCAGCAGGGGCCGGGUCGGGCCACGGCCAAGGGCACAGCUACGGCCCAGGCCUUCCUCAGGGCCUCAGCUACAACAUUCCGGCUCGAGACGCUCCGGCUCACCAUCACCACCACCCUUCUGGUCACGGCCUGUCACAUGAGCGUGUUAGGGCACGGGCCAGCCACCCAAUCCGCUUAGAGGCCUAUGCCAUGAAGCCAGCCGGAGCUCCAAGUGUCCGCCGCUCACAGUCCAUGAACCUCAAUGACAUGACGGACCAGCGGGUGCGCCUUGACCACCGGCAGCCAGAGAGGUUCGAGAACACCCCUUCCUCCUACAAUAGCGACUAUGGUGGCCGAGACAGUUCAAUGAGUGACGGACAGGAAGGAGACUUUGUAGUGCAGCGGUCCAAGGGUCUGUCCACACUGAGUGACAUGAUGCGGACACAGUCUCCACGCCCCUCCCACGACUUCGACAACAUCCCAUACUCAUCCAGAUCUGCUGCAAAGGAGAAACUGAAUAUGGACAGCAAAGAGGAGGAGCUUGGAGAAAGAAGCAGAGGUCUGGGGCGACGGGGAAGCUUUAACAACUCCCACCCAGACCUCCCUGCUGCUGGCAUGCCCUCCCGGUAUGAGGAGCGGCCACAUGGGCGCUCCAGGUCACGACGCAACUCCAUCAGUGCUGAGGACUCCCAGCUGACCAUAGAAAACUUUGGUGGGAGUCAAGAUAAUUUGAAUUACAUUUCUAGAAAUCCUGAUAAGGAGCAGUUUGUCCAUUCUGGGAGAAGAGAGAGCUCAAAUAUGGAAGGUCCACUGUCCAGGGAGUCUAGGGAGGGAAGCAUGAGGCCAGAGUCUCGAAGUAGUCGUGAGCGAAGUGUUGAGAGACGACUGGACUUGCACCGGGGAAGCACAGAGGAACUAGACAAUCGUUACGUGGACAAAUUAGAGAAAGAGGCUCUAGAGCGGGAGAAACGUGACUUGUCAAUGUAUGCCAGUAAAGAGAAACUGUUGGUGCAAGACCAAAUGAAAAGUACCAUAGAGGUUGCAGACUCGGGUAGUGAGAGUGAUGUUUCCUUUGAUAGAGAUAAGCAGAUGGUGAAGGCCACUAGUUUUGCAGAAUUAUCAAAGUUGAAAGAGCAACUACCAAGUGGUAUCAAUAUCAUAUAUAUGCAGUCAGAUAAAGAUGAUGGCUCCAAGAGAAGCAGCAAAGGCUCAGAGAAAAAGACCACUUUUGCUGCACUGCCUAACCAGACCACCUGGAAGCAGCAGACAGCACAGAGCCAUUCUGAUGACAACAAGUCAGCAAGUGCAGAUGAAAACAUGGAGCCUCAAGUGAUGGCAUCAGAGCUGCACAAUGUAAGGCUGAAGUUGGAGGAGAAGAGGCGGAGGAUAGAGAAUGAGAAGAGGAAGAUGGAGCAAGCAAUGAACAACCAGCGACAGAAGCUUGGCAAGGAGGCAUUCAUGCAGGCUGUGGUGAAGGGGGGCAAAGGGUCCUCCACUGGGUCCUCAACACCCACCACCUCAGACCCUGAUGCUCAGGACACUAUGGUGGACUCAGUGGAACAGUCCGUACCCAAACAUCCUUCCUCUAACGUCAUCACAGCCACUCAACUUAAUCCAGACUUGUCACUAAAGGACAUAAGCUCUGAAGUGAACAAUGUGUCGCGGCGGUGGCUGGAGGGGGAGGCCCAGAGUGAGGAGGUGCAGACUCCUGACUUGGACACGAUGGACUAUGACCAGUAUCACCAGUCCCUAACUCAUGGGGAGAGUGGUAUGGAGGGUUCUCGACGCUCUUCCAUGGACAACCCUUAUGCAGCACAGUUGCGGCGAAAAUCUUACGUAGGGCCAGAUCCCCGAGAACGGACUCCCACACGCACCCCCAGACCGGAUCUGCGUCGCAUGAGCCUUUACCUCGAGCCUGGCACCUGGCGCGCCGGCCACGACCUGGGGCUGGUCCCAUCAGCACCCUCGCGUCGCAUCUCCAUGGGCCCAGACUCUUUUACACCACCUUACAGGAUGACAGAUUCCCUCACGGAGAUCCAGGGUGACAUCCAGCGCCUCUCUCAUCAGCAGCAGCAGAUUCAGAGCCUCAUGCACAACGGAAUGAACUCACCAGCUGGCCAAUCAAUGCAGCAGCCACCAGGACAGUUUUACCUCCAUGACCAGCAGCAGAGCAGUCCUGUGAGACGGCUAUGGGGGCAGCAGCAGCCACCCGGUGACAGCUACGCCUCCAUGUCUCCUGCAUCCCGGCGAGCCCAGUGGGGCCCUGCCAGACCAACUAAAAAGUCUCGGAUGGACUCAGACCGGUGUAGCAGUUCAUGUGAGGGCUGUGAGUGUGACUCCUCUUCCUGCUGUUGCUCCCCCAGCGAGGAACACCACAAUGACAACUCUCUUUCCCUGUUUCCUGAUGUGAUUCAAGCCAAGCAUGGCCAGGAGGAUGCCCACCUCAAAGAAACUAUGACCAUAAUAAAACAUGACUUAGAAAAACACCCAGAGACCAAGACAGGUACCAGACCAGCCACCAGACAUUCAGGACUUUUUCGUCAGCUGUCUGUGCUGAUGAAAAAUACCAAGAAAAAGCUAAAGCCGAUGAUGCCUCAAGGGGACUACAUGAUGGCACCACAGCACCCUGGCUACUACCCUGGCUACCAGAUGAAUCACAUGGGCCAGAUGCCGCCGCAGCCCCCCAUGCCCUCAGGCGCUGGCCAGGGUUUCAUGCUGCACGGUCAGCCUCAGUCCCUCCCCCACCACAACAUGUACCAGAAUGGACAAGGAUACUACAGCCCAGAGCACCAGUAUAGAGGUUAUCCUUCCACUGCACAAAGCUAUGGCUCCAGUGACCAGCAGAGACAGAUGGGGCAGACCCCUCCCUUCAGAUUACACAGGGAAGGUGGGAGUAGUGGUGGUGGUGAGAGUUGGGGAGGAAGUGGGGGAGACAGUCGGGGUCCCAGCAGCCUUAGAUCCAGUGCACAGUCAUCUCCAAGCAGACAGCCUAUGCAGCGACAGCAGAAGUCCCCCAGUCCCCCACGGCAGCCUCCUGUCUCCCACCACGCCCCUGUGGCCGCCCCUCCUCCAGAUGACAUGGAGCCACAGAGUGUCUCCUUCAUUAACUCCACAGAUGACCAGAACAGUGAAAAUCAAAGAGAUGAUAGUGACAUGAAUGAUAAAUUUAAGAGAUUAUCCAUCACCUCUGGCAGUAAAACUUACCGCAUCUCUCAUGAGCCAGGCUCACCAACCAGACCAAGCUUGGGGGUCAAAACAUACAGGGUUCCCACUAAGAGAGGGACACCAGUCAUUGACAAUGUUGACCUCCCUCAGCCUGCUCCCCCACAAAGGUCACGGACUCCUCCCUACCACCAAGACAAUGGCAAUGAGGAUGAUGACGAAUUGAAUAUAAAAGCUGAGCCUCUCCAAGAAGGUGUUAAAGGUGACAAAGGAUUUUAUAUUUCUUUUGAUAGUGACUCAGGGCCCCGGAAACCAAAACCACAAUUGAGAAGCAAAAAAAUGUCCCGGAAAAAUUCCAGUCCUUCUACACCAGCAACAACACCAAGCAAAGAAGAACUUCCAGUUAUACCUAACCGACCCAGUCGGACCUCCAAUGACUCCUUAGACCACCACCAUGGCAGCAUGAUCCCACAUAGUACCCCCAGCAUGGCCCAAUGUACUUUUGCUCCCACUAGUCCAAAGUCAGACAUGAAGGGUGGCUGGCCACCACCACAGGCCAAUGGGUUGGUCCAUAAACCUCCCUCUGAACCUGAGAGAGAGGAGGAGCAUGAGCCUGCUUCCUCACAGCCAGAGGAGGUGACUACUUUGUCCAAUAAGAGCAGAAGCAAAGAACCAAGUGCUGCUAUGGCUUUAGUCAUUGGAGAAGACAUAGCUGACGCCGAGAAUUCUAGUGCAUCCGAGAUGGAGAGGAAGAAGGAAAGGCUGAUGAUGCUGUCCAUGAAGCGCAAACAGGAACAGGAGGAGGCCAGAUUAAGGAAGGAGAUGGAAGCUCAAGAGAAGAGAGAAGCAGAGAAAUUAAAAGAGGAAGAGAAACUGCGGAAAAAGGAAGAAGAGAAAGCUCGGAGGCAAAUGAUUCUCGAGAGAUAUAAAAUCAAGAAAGCCAUGGAAGAGGCUGAGAAAGAGGGUCGCUACUAUGAACCUCCCCCUGGCAUGAGCCCAGACCCGCCAAGUUCCUCCCAUGGUAAACCAUCCGUGAGACUAAGAAACAAGCCACCAGGAGGAGGCGGAGGGCGGCCCCGGCCUAAAACCAUGGCCGGCUCCUCUGUGCCAGAUGUCACUGAUGAAAUGAUGUAUCCCAGCCAUAGCAAGAAGGGCAGCACCCAGAAUAUAGCUGGGGAGGUUGGGAGGAGAGGCGAUGGCGGUGGGCCCGGCAGUAUGAGGAAGAGCAGUGGACGCUGGGGCUCCUCCCACUCCCUGUCCCGUGCAUCCGGCUCUCGUGGGUCCAACUCCAGCCUCACCGGAGGUAUCACCCACUCUCUUUCAAACUACCCCAGCACCUCGCGCACCCUGGACCGAGGUCAUACUGGCAGGCGACCCACCUCAGUCAUUGGGUAUUCCUCCCUGGCACGUGGGGAGGACAGGAAGCCUUCACUGUAUAGGUCCCAAGGUGCGGGCCUCAAUUAUGGUGAGGAUUACCGUGUGCACGAGGCCAGGAGACCCAGCCUGGCAGUAGAGGGUGGGGGCUCCAGGCUGAGGCGGGGAUACAAUGGGGGUCCCGCUGGAGGCUAUCGAAAGUACCGGUCCACAGGCAACCUGAGUGGCCAGAGUGAGCAUGACAGCUUGGUGUACCACAUGAGUGAAGACAGUGGGCUGGGCCGUGCCACUCCUCCACGCCGUGCUCCCUCACCAGGCAUGGCUAGACACCUUCCCUCUCCAUCAGGCCCAGGGUCACUUCCUCCAGGGCUCUUCUCUAAGCGGAGACAGGGAGGCUUUGAUGAUGCUGCCAGUGACAUUUCAUCCACCACCAGCUCUACAAUGGAUUACCAUGGAGGCCCAAGAUUAUUCAAGCAGCCAACAGCUAAGUCGAACAGGACCAUUAUUCUUAAUGCAGUUGAAUAUUGUGUCUUUCCUGGCAUGGUGAACCAGACAGCCAAGCAUCGUGUUUUAGAGGAGAUAGCUCGAUCAGAGUCCAAGCAUUUCCUCAUCCUGUUCAGAGAUGCUGGAUGCCAAUUCCGAGCCAUCUAUUCCUUCAAUCCCGAAUCAGAAGAGGUUUACAAAUUGUAUGGAACAGGGCCAAAGCAGGUCAACGACAGAAUGUUUGAUAAAUUCUUUAAAUACAACUCUGGUGGAAAAUGUUUCUCCCAAAUCCAUACCAAACAUCUUACUGUGACCAUUGAUGCCUUCACCAUCCACAACUCCUUGUGGCAAGGCAAACGUGUCAAUCUUCCACCCAAAAAGGAUAUGACUCUUGUUAUUUAGGAAACUUGUUUGCAAGAGACCACAGAACCCACCCUCCAUGUUUCCUGAUAUAUGAAUGUGCUUCAGGACAGUAUUUUACCUUGUUACUCCAGUGCUCCAUUCAAAAGUGUAAGAACAGGGAAUGUUUUGUGUUACUUUUACCAUGAGAAAUGUUGCCAUAUGUCAACCUGGAAUCGUACUGGGCAUCUAAAUUUUCAAGUACCAUAUUUUGUUUUGAAAUAAGCAGCCUUUCAAUAACUUUUGUUGUCUUAUUAUUGCUUGAAGCAUUUAAAAAUUAGGUUGUGGUAAAGUUGGUCAGUAUAGACAUUAGUCAGGUUGUUAUGCUUUGUCUACAGCAGAACUUGGUGAACUAAACCAGAUGUACCAAGAAGCUAUUUUCAUUCACUGGCAAUGAUUAUGAAAUGCUUUUGAGUGACAGUAAUAUAUGCUAAAGAUUUUUUUUUUUUUUUUUUUUUUAAUUCUUUUUUUAAGCAAUAUGAACAUCAGACGGACUUCUUUGUGUGGCAUAUAGUCACAUGUUUCUGUGAGGAGCAGAAUGUGUUAAGUGAUAUCCUGCCAUUAGCAGCCUUUAAUGCAUGAUGCUGUAAUGAUUAGUUUUGUAGAGUGCCCUGUUGAAGCCAAAUAUAUCUAGACAAAUUGCAGAGAUUCUUCCAGUGAGGAUAAUUACUCUUUUGGGAAGUUUGGUUUUCCCACUCUGUAUUCUCAGUUGCCUGUGAGGGUACUACAAGAUCAAAGUUGGAUUUUUUACUCUAUUCCUUUUUAUAUGAUGAGUUAGUAUGGAGUUUGUAUUGGAAACAUGGGCUUACAGUAGUGGAUAAAAAGCAGCAAGGCAUAUAUUAUAUUUUGCAGUGUUAACUAAUGCAAUUCCAUAUAACAUUCGCUUCUCGUACUAAAUCUGUGAUUCUUGUGAUCGUUAGGUAAGACUUACAACACUUGUGUGUAAGUUGCAUCUCAUUGUAUUUUAAGAAACUAGCUUACAAGGAAUGAAAAAAGAAAACCUUGCUGGAUCUGAAAUCCUGGUGUGGAUCCAGCUCUGUUUGUUUAGUCUCAAGGAUGCAGAUGAUUCCAGCUCUUAUCAAUAUUGUGUUUUGUCAUGGAUUUGUACAUAAAUGUGCAGAAGGGAAAAUUGUAAUGGACUGGAAACAUUCCAUUUUCCCAAAUACUCAGAGAUUGUAUAUCUGAACAAAGAAUUUCCAUUAGUAUGAAGAAUUUUCCAUAGCUUUUCUAUAAAGGAUUGUUAUUGUGUGUCACAUGUCUUGCGAUCCAAGAAGUUAAUCAUAUUGUACUGCUUACAUGACAUCUUCAGAUUUUCAUUAAUAUCAUCUCAUGUUUGUUUAUACAUUGAGACAUUGAAUAUUCAUUUGAAAGUUCAUCUCCAGAGGUGAAAAACAGUUUAGGAAUAAUAUUCUGUAAAGCAACUAAGCUGAUAGCUUACCUACUGGAGAGAAGGUGCUCAUACAUUCUCUUCUCAACCUUAUUAACCAAUGAUGUACGUACAUGGUGUGGAGAUGAGCACUCAGAGAGUGUGACAGCAGCUUCAGGAGGUGAGCCGUGGUCCUCUCACCCUCGCCAAACACCUCAUGGGAACAGGGGCUGAAACAAAUAGUGAAGCAUAGUACUGAUAUCACGCUAUGUUUUGAUUGUUUAUUUUCUGCCUUUUUUUCAGGAGUAUAUAAAGGGAACUGAUAAGUGUGUUGAGCUGACCUGUUGAGGUUGGGUUUUGUGUAUGGCCUCUGCACUUAGCAAGCUCUCCUUCACUAAGGGAAACUCAGGUUGUCAAACAAAUCAGCUAAAUUAGAUGGAAGGGCAAACUAACCAAAAGAUUUAUUUGAUAUUUUAAUAGCCUAAGAAUAUUGUAUCAUGUAGAAAUGACAAUAUAUAGAUGCGACAAGGUGCAACAUCCUGCUUCCCAUUUCCCAUUGGAAGAGAAGUCUGCAUGAUCUACAGUGAACCAAGCCAGAUAGAUGGUGUGAGGCAAGGCAGCCAGUAUUGGGUGUGGCUGAGAGGGUGAGGGACAUUGAGUACUUGUAUGGAUUCCACUUCCUUUGGUUAAGUGUGAAGUGUACAUAUUGUUUUAUAUUUAUUCCAACAUUUCAAAAUAGGGUGGGCUUAUAGAAAACUCCCAUGUCUGCUUGUUAUUAAUGAUAACAAUAAACUCAGAUUUUUU